AUGUCCGAAAACGACAACAACCAGUCCCCCGCCGAUCGUCAGGACCCUCCUCCUAACACCGAGCACCUCAACAUCAAAGUCACCGACAACAACAACGAGGUUUUCUUCAAAAUCAAGCGCAGCACCAAGCUCGAGAAGCUUAUGACGGCCUUUUGCGAGCGUCAGGGAAAGUCGCUUAACUCGGUGCGCUUCCUGUUCGACGGCACGCGAGUCCAGCCAACGGAUACCCCGGACGCGCUCGAGAUGGCAGAUGGCGACACUCUCGAAGUGCAUCAAGAACAGGUCGGAGGGCGCUUGCUCGGAUGACGCCACAACGACCAAGGGCAGACAAAGAAGAUGAUGAUACCGAGUCGGAGAGGAGAGAAACAGAAGGUAGAAGAGAGAGACAUGUGCGUCUGAGCUGGGUAAUUAGGGUCGCAUUCUAUCCCACACACUAUCUACCGUGGUUUGUGUAAUACAUUAGAGCAGAGAGAGAGAGCCGGAGUCAGAGUCAGAGAGGGAACCCGCUAUUUUACGAC
Trichoderma virens Gv29-8 is the source of this 518-nucleotide messenger RNA. RefSeq lists its product as uncharacterized. The record is from RefSeq and is a predicted model, not a curated record. Gene Ontology annotation, cellular component: nucleus; septin ring. Lineage: Eukaryota; Fungi; Ascomycota; Sordariomycetes; Hypocreales; Hypocreaceae. Gene Ontology annotation, biological process: protein sumoylation. Bases 1 to 306 code for a protein of 101 amino acids. The transcript has 2 exons. Gene Ontology annotation, molecular function: protein tag activity; ubiquitin-like protein ligase binding.